AUGUCGUCAUCUGCAAAGGGGAAUUGUGGCUGCUGCGGCCAUCCUUUUGCCCCUCCAUUUAGGCAGGAGGUCGCAUCAAACCCCUGCACCCAUGUUGCAUGCUUGCAAUGUUUUCUCGCUCGCGGAACGCUCUAUGGUGGUGGCAUAAACCGAGAUGUUUUUCUUCGGUGCCCGGUCCCUAGAUGUCUCAAAAUCGUCGGCUUCAAUGAUCGUGACCUGGUCUUCAUUUCACGAAUUCCAUUCAACCCGCUCGAGCUGCCACCAGCAAGUAAUCAAUUCGAUUCCUCCGAUGAUGACGAAGAAAACGAUCUUAAUGAAGGUGACGGAAGCGAUUCUGAAAAAGACGACAAUAAGACCACUGGUGCUCCUGUCGGCGAAACCGCUGGUUCUAUGGAUUUUGAUCACAUCGACUCCUACUGCGAUGGCGAAGCCAACGAUCUCGAUGAAGGUGACGGCGGCGAUCAUGGAGGAAAUGACGCCAAAACUUCUUCUGCUCCUGUCGGCGACACCGCAGAUAUGGAUUUUGAAAGGACCUCUGAUUCAGCUGUCAUUUGCAUUUCUGAUGAGGAGCCGGAAGAAACAAGUCGUCAUUAA
Molecule: messenger RNA, 594 nt
Organism: Oikopleura dioica
Lineage: Eukaryota; Metazoa; Chordata; Appendicularia; Copelata; Oikopleuridae
Source: the annotation of a GenBank genome assembly